GGAAGCUUGAAGUGGAAAGUGAAUUUUUGAUAGUAUAGAAAAGUUAAUUUCAUAUAUAAUCAUGAAAAGCCAGGAAAAACUACAGAUAUGAUAAGGUGAGUUAGUGAUAUUGAAAACGUUAAAAUACGUAUGUAAGAAGAAAAGAACAUUGGAACAAUCAUGACUUCGUGAAACCGCCGAAAUGAAAACUUAAAAUAGUUAAAACAAUGGAAGUUGAAAUUGAGGAAGAACUUAGUCCUGAUGGUGAUUUAGGUUUAGGCUUAGGUUUAAAACCAGGUGGAAUUCCUUACUUUUGUGUGGAUUGUGAUUGUUCAAAAGAUGCUAAAAAUGAAAUGCAGAAAGGGUCAGGACUUCCACACUUUGCCUAUAAAUGUCACACUAAAAAUUGUUUUUUAAACACUAAGUAUAGAGGAAAUGGAACUGGAAGACAAACUCCAAGAAAAGUAAUUUAUUCGUCUGAAAAUAGAUUGUAUUCGUCAUAUUUGAAUUUGAUAAACAAAUCAUGGAUACAACUGUGCAAAAGAAAGUUUUCAAGCUCAAAUAAUCUAGAAGUAGGAAAGAAGAAGGAAGAAGGAGAAAUUACAAGAGAAACUUUGUCUGUUCAACUUGAAGAGCAGAAUCCAUUGGUUAUACGUAUUGGUACAUCCCUUCGGAAACAGAGAGAGAUAUUUUACUCAGAUCUUCAAGCUGUAAUAGAAAAAUAUGGAGCAAAGGAAAUUGAUUUGGACUAUGAAAAAAAAUAUUCACCUUGCAGAUGUGAUAAUAUUGAAGAAAAAUUGUUUGUACUUCAUGAAGAACUAAAUGAAAUGUAUGAGAGAAAUGAUCAGCUGAAAGGAGAAUUGGAUAUUUAUGAAAAACUUUUGUAUGGAAAGUACAAAGCCUCUGAAGUACUACUGCAACAGUUAAACAUAGCAGAGAAUGAGAAGGAUGAGGUUGUUAAAAUGGGACGAGAAGUUUCCAGUGAACUGCAACAAGAAGUUAACUCUUUGCAGUUUGAACUUCAGUGUACAGAAGGCCAGUUAUCAGACAUUCAACAGCAAUGGCUUGACAGAUAUAACAGUGUGUGUAGAGAAAAUGAUGAGCUUAAAGCAACAGUUAGAGACCAGGCUAUGAAGUUGAAGAAAAUCACUCUUGAAAAUCAAGGUUUGAAACGAGAAUGUGAUGAAAUGUUAGCAAUGCUCGAUGUCAGAGAAAGAAAUUAUUAUAAACGUUCUCUGUCCAUAUCUUCUGAUGACAGUUUCUCUGAGGCAUCAUCAUUUCAACUUGGAGUCCUGGGAGCUUGUGUGUGUAGAGGGUCAAAGCAAGAACCCUGUGGCUGUGCCAAAGCAGCAUGCCUUAAGCAACAUACCAUAGCUGAACUACUACUAGAGGUGGAAGGGUUACAGAGUAGAUUAGAAGAAGCUCAACAGGUAAUUGAUGUUUAUCGUGAAGCUUUUGAAGAACAGCUGAAAAAGAACCAAAGUAUGACUAGAAAACUUAAUGAACUUAAACCUGAAAGUGAAGAACAAUAUAAAGGUUCUUUGAAAAAUGGAAUUUUGAAACAAAAGCCUAAAGAAGGAAGAAAAAGACAGGAGGUAGUGAAAGACUUGGUGGAGAUGCUCUGUGACAGAAAUGAAGCUUUGAUUCAUCAGCGUCUUGUAACCAAACUGUUAGCCAAACAAUUAGCACAAUAUGAAAAUGUGAAACAUCAUCGUAUUUCAGUCACUAAUGACAUAGACGAAGAAGAAGAAGAGGAAAUAAUACAAUAAAUUUUGAAGUUUUAUAAUUGAAUAUUAUUUUAGUAUGUCCAUCUCUGAAUGUCAUUUACAUACUAAAGCAUAUUGCUUCUCUAAAAGUGCAGUAUUGUGUAAUGAAUUUUGGUUUUUUUCUUCAUAGCUAGUUCUAAUUAGCUUCAGGAAUAUUUUUGCUCUUGUUUUUAAUAUAAACUUUUUGUUUUCAGUGAUAUAAGCUAAUAAUAAAUUUUAAUGUUGUGUUAAGUACAUUCUAAAGUUGUUUUCUUUAAAAUUUAUAAACAAAUACAAAGAAUUGACUUAAAUAACACAUGGCCCAGCUUGUGAAAACCUUUUUUGGGAUUGUUUUGAUAAUAAAAAAAACUGCAGCAUUUUGUCAAAGUUCACAUUAGCAGUUGAUAUUUAUUGAUAUUUGUGAAGUAGUUUUGUACAUCAAUGAAAGUUUAAAGAACCUACUACCUGACAUUUAUUGAUAUUUGUGAAGUAGUUUUGUACAUCAAUGAAAGUUUGAAGAACCUACUACCUGACAUUUAUUGAUAUUUGUGAAGUAGUUUUGUACAUCAGUGAAAGUUUAAAGAACCUACUACCUGACAUUUAUUGGUAUUUGUGAAGUAGUUUUGUACAUCAGUGAAAGUUUAAAGAACCUACUAUAUGAUAUUUGUGAAGUAGUUUUGUACAUCAAUGAAAGUUUAAAGAACGUACUACCUGACAUUUAUUGGUAUUUGUGAAGUAGUUUUGUACAUCAGCGAAAGUUUAAAGAACCUACUACCUGACAUUUAUUGGUAUGUGUGAAGUAGUUUUGUACAUUUAUGAGUAUUAUGUUCCAUUCAAUUGCAUGUAUGAAGUAAGUGUUUUUGUUUGGUAAGCGUGGUUAUUUCCUUGUGAUAUAUUACAAUAUAUUAGUUUAUAUAACAUUAGUUUAUAUAUUUUAAAGCAUAUAAAACAAAUUAUUAUGGGCUUUGCACUGUCACUGGCAAUAUUUUUCUUUUAUAUUUCUUGUACAUCAAGUUAGUAGGGUAUCAUUUACAGUAUUUCUUCCCAGAACAAUUGUUUUGUUUCAAUGUUAGCGAUACUGUUCUUCUAAGAGAUUAAAGAAAGAAGAAAAUCUUUUUCGAUUCUUUUUAUACAUGCUGCUAGUCAACGGUGAAUUUUUUUAUGUUGAAUAUAUAGUACUCUUUAGUGAUAAUAGAAAAUUCUACUUGGCAACGUUCUCUGUAACAUUCUAGUCGAUAACGUUGAAUAUUGAAGCUGUCAUGCAGAGUAUAAUCAUGUGGUACUACAUAUACAAAUGUGUAGAUGUAAAUAAAGUAUCUAAAUUUUACGAUGCAAUAUAUGAGAAGGACAUAUGUUCCUGGGAAACAAGUAUGAUGAAUAUAACUGGUGUAUCUAAAUACAUUUACCACCAUAUUGUACGUGAGAAACAAGCAUGAUGAAUAUAACUGGUGUAUCUAAAUACAUUUACCACUAUAUUGUACAUGGGGAAACAAGUAUGAUGAAUUAUAACUGGUGUAUCUAAAUACAUUUACCACCAUAUUGUACAUGGGAAACAAGUAUGAUGAAUAUAACUGGUGUAUCUAAAUACAUUUACUACCAUAUUGUACAUGGGGAAACAAGUAUGAUGAAUAUAACUGGUGUAUCUAAAUACAUUUACUACCAUAUUGUACAUGGGGAAACAAGUAUGAUGAAUUAUAACUGGUGUAUCUAAAUACAUUUACCACUAUAUUUUACAUGGGAAACAAGUAUGAUGAAUUAUAACUGGUGUAUUUAAAUACAUUUACCACUAUAUUGUACGUGAGAAACAAGUAUGAUGAAUUAUAACUGGUGUAUUUAAAUACAUUUACCACUAUAUUGUACAUGGGAAACAAGUAUGAUGAAUUAUAACUGGUGUAUUUAAAUACAUUUACCAUUAUAUUGUACAUGGGGAAACAAGUAUGAUUAAUAUAACUGGUGUAUCUAAAUACAUUUACCACUAUAUUGUACAUGGGGAAACAAGUAUGAUGAAUAUAACUGGUGUAUCUAAAUACAUUUACCACUAUAUUGUACAUGGGGAAACAAGUAUGAUGAAUAUAACUGGUGUAUCUAAAUACAUUUACCACUAUAUUGUACAUGGGAAACAAGUAUGAUGAAUAUAACUGGUGUAUCUAAAUACAUUUACCACCAUAUCAUUACACUUGUUUCUCUAAGCAUACCCUUGUUUUUCUAGCUUUGACCUGAUUCAGCAUAUAACCUAAUAAUGAUAUAAGUAGCAUUUUAACUAAAUUUUUGUUAUUGUAAUCCAGCUGGCCUGGUAUAACCUGAUAUUAAGCAAAAACUCUGUUGUUCUACUAGUAAACACAGUCUAGUUCAAAUGCUAUUAUACAUUCUUUCUAUAAAUUAAUUAAGAACAGGAUAAUUAAAACUAUUUAUAGUUAUAUUAAGAUAUUUUUAUUGUACUGGUUAUUUGAUGAUGGAUUGCCAGACACAAAGUUAACUUGGGAAUAAUUAUUUUUUUCUGAAACAGGUGAAAUAAUUAGGGAGGUCAGCUUGCAGUUUACAUGUUAUUUGCCUACAUAUGUUUUUAGUGCUUUAACUUUGGAAAAAAUUAAGUUGCUUCUGUAUCAGUUGCAUACAUAAAGGAAGGUAACAGUUUGAAAAUCAAGGAAUUUUUUCCACAUCAUAUACUUUGGGUAGUGUUUUCAUUAAAAAAACCUAUUUGUGCCUUGCAGUUAUGUUUAUUUAUUUGUUGAUUGUGACUUGAGCCUAUCAGUUAUACAUUUGUGAAAACCUGUUUUUUUUUGUAAAUUAUCUUUAAUUUAAUGAUUGCAAUUUACUGUCUUGUUCACACAAUUUUGAAGUUGUGAUUUGGUUUAAAUUAUGAAUUUGGAAAGGUAAACUUAACUGUUGAAACUAAUAGUCUGAUUGUAGUUUAACUAUAUCUUUGUUACAAAGUGCAUAUUUCUAUAGUGGAGAGAUUCCUGUGUAUAGGAGUCCGAAGGUUUGCAUAUGGUCUAGAAAAAUAGAGAAAGAAAGAGAUAUACAUGGUAGAUUUCCGCACAAAAAUUAUUUUUGUAAUAUGCACACCUUAAAAAUGUUUCAUUGCUUAGUUAAAAUAAUUUAUCAAAUAAUUCUCUACAUAUGUUAAAAGCAAACAUGGAAUGUUUAGGUGUAGAUUGCCAUAAUGUUGACCUAAGAGUAAAUGUUUUGAGAGUUUUAUUAUUAUCUUGAAAUGUAAAUUGGUUCAGUAUAUUUGUAAUUCAUAACUUCUGUUGUCAUCUGUGAGUUUUUAUUGUGGUUAUGCUCAAAGUAAUAAGUUAGUUAUAUGCAAAUACAUUUUUCUUAAGUAUAUAAUGUAAGUGUAUACAUGUAUAUAUGUAUAAAUAUAUAUCUACAGAGAGAGAAAGAGGUUAUGUGAAAUAAUGGCGUAAGACAUUUUCAAGGUUAUGCAGCAUGUCCUUUAUUUUGGCUGGUUGCAGCUGCUUAGUUAUCUGUUUCGGAUAACAUUAUUCCAAGUAAUUCCUAGUCAUUGUUUUUAUGGUUUUUAAGACCAAUAUUUCAAGAAAACUGUUAUAUCAAAUACUUUAAAAUAAAUAUAGGUUUUUUUAUAAUAUUUAUCCAGGACCACACUUUCUCAUUUUAAUAAUUCUUAAACACUCUUAAGGAUUACCUUUAUUCAUAAAGUGAAAUAAAAUUUGAAGAAACAAAGACUGAAAGUGAAAUUAUUUGCAAAUAUUGUUAAAAGUCAUUGAAGAUGAUAUUGAAAUAUUUCAUUAUAUCCAUAAAAGUCACAGAAAUAGAAGAAAGUGAGCAAUAUUUGAAUAAAAACUAUUUAAAAACAGAUGAGAAAAAUUGGGAUAUUUCACAGUUUCCAAAAGAUUUUAAGUUUACAAUGGCAGUGUAAUAAAAAAAAAUUGCCUUAAUUUCAUGUGAAACUAAUUAUAAUAUAAAGGACUUAUUUAGUGUAUAAAUCUAAUUUCAACAUUGGUUAUCAUAAUAUUAGAAGAAUAAAUUAGUAGAUAUUACUUACUCUUCAAAUUCCAUACAUAUAUAUAGGUUACUUGUAGUGAGUAGAGGACAAUGCAAACACAAUGUUAUGGUUUCCCUUGUUAUAAAAUAAUGUUAUGCACUUUUAAAGUUAGUUUAAAAUUUUUAAAUAUAUGUUUUAAAUUUUUCAUCUCUGUUCUGUUUAAGUUUGUUUUUAAUUUAAUGAAGUUUUAAUAAGUAUUUUUUCUUUAUGACUGUGGCCUCCUCAAGGAAAAGUGAUUUGUUAUUUUCUCUUUCCUGGUAAAGUUAUUCUUUGGGUUUUUAUGUAGAUUAAUAUAUAUAUAAACUAGUUUUUAGAACUAUGGUUUAUAAAUCAGUGGCCUUUUUUAAAAUGAUUUUCAGUAUUUCCAAUUACUGGUAAUUUUCUACUUCAUUAAUUAUCCUUAAGAAAUUGUUUUUGGGCUUCAUGAUCAGAUAAUGUAAAUGAAAAAAGAUAAGAAUAAAGUUGUCCUUUUGACAUUUGAA
This is a messenger RNA of Limulus polyphemus (Atlantic horseshoe crab), 6215 nucleotides long. RefSeq names its product coiled-coil domain-containing protein 125-like. Gene Ontology annotation, cellular component: cytoplasm. Gene Ontology annotation, biological process: negative regulation of cell motility; negative regulation of Rho protein signal transduction. Lineage: Eukaryota; Metazoa; Arthropoda; Merostomata; Xiphosura; Limulidae. The record is from RefSeq and is a predicted model, not a curated record. The transcript is spliced from 10 exons. Bases 207 to 1748 code for a protein of 513 amino acids.